AUGCAGGGCUCAGCACACUACGUGAGCGCAUUGCGACCGCGAAGGGUGAGAAUGUACCGGUUCUCAGGCGCUGGUAACGACGACAACGACGAUGACGACGACGAUGCUAAGAGUUCGCGAAUGACGAUAGCGGGAGAUCAGCAGCAUCGAGAUGAAGCUAUUGGGCGCAUCCAGAAACACCGGUUAGUCCAUUUCUCGAAAGCGUUCUUGCGCAAGUACAGACACAGACCAGACAGAAUCGAGGCACUGCAAGAGCAGCAGCGGAACCGUGAGAAAGAGCUCGGUGAUGUCUUGUUAAGAUUUUCCAACCGUGAAAACCAAGUGCAAGUCAACGACAUAGCAAGCGAUGCGCUCAACAAGCGACUCAGAGAUAAAAAGCGUAAACUCGCCAAAGCAGUCCAGGCCAAGACUGAGUCCACCGAGAAGCUUCGAGCCAAGGAAGCCGACUACGACGAGGUCGCUAAGAGGUUAUAG
Ascochyta rabiei is the source of this 474-nucleotide messenger RNA. RefSeq lists its product as uncharacterized. Bases 1 to 474 code for a protein of 157 amino acids. The transcript is spliced from 2 exons. NCBI's taxonomy places the organism in Eukaryota, Fungi, Ascomycota, Dothideomycetes, Pleosporales, Didymellaceae. The record is from RefSeq and is a predicted model, not a curated record.